CCCAAUCGCCAGCCCGGAAAGCAAUAUCCCGAAACUUACGUCAAAAGACUGAAGUCUUCGGCACCAGUGUGACCGUUUCUGUACGAAUUCCUCUUCGGCGGCGAUCUCACCUUCCCUCGCGACUUCCUAAUUAUUGCAAUCCACCGCGUCGAUCUAAGUUUCCUUCCCCAUCCACCCUCACUCCGAUCACAUCUCCGUGUCUUUGUCUCAUAUCAGGAAGUUCUAGGCGAUGAUUUUGUUGUAGGUUUGAGAUCGGAGUGAAUAGCUUCAUGGCGUCCAUGGCGGAUACUAGGCGGUAUGCUCUCGGGAAUCAAUUAGAUAUCGAGCAAAUACUCUUAGAAGCACAGAAUCGAUGGCUGCGCCCUGCUGAAAUUUGUGAAAUUCUUCGAAAUUAUAGAAAAUUCCGUAUUUGCCCAGAGCCUGCAAAUAUGCCACCAAGUGGUUCACUUUUUCUUUUUGAUCGGAAGGUGUUGAGGUACUUUAGAAAAGAUGGCCAUAACUGGAGGAAGAAAAAAGAUGGGAAGACAGUGAAGGAAGCUCAUGAGAGGCUCAAGGCUGGAAGCAUUGAUGUUUUGCAUUGCUACUAUGCCCAUGGAGAAGAUAACGAAAACUUUCAAAGACGCAGCUAUUGGAUGCUUGAAGAGGAGCUCUCACACAUAGUUCUUGUCCACUACCGGGAAGUAAAGGGAAAUAGGACAAGCUUUAAUCGCAUUAAAGAGACUGAAGGAGCUUUAAUCAAUUCCCAAGAAACAGAAGAAGUUGUACCCAAUUCUGAGACGGACUGUUCUGUGUCUUCUAGUUUUCCCAUGAAUAGUUACCAAAUGGCUUCACAAACCACUGACACAACGAGCCUGAACAGCGCUCAAGCAUCAGAAUAUGAAGAUGCUGAGUCAGCAUAUAAUCACCAAGCCAGUUCCAGACUCCACUCUUUUCUUGAGCCUGUGAUGGAGAAGGGUGAUGCACUUACUGCUCCUUACUACCCUGCACCAUUUUCAACAGAUGAUUACCAAGGAAAGUUGGACAUUCCUGGGGCUGAUUUUACCUCACUUGCUCAAGAAAGUAGCAGCAAGGAUUCUAACAGUGUUGGUAUAUCAUAUGAGCUUCCAAAAAAUCUUGACUUCCCAUCAUGGGAAGAUGUCUUGGAAAAUUGUAAUGCUGGAGUUCAAUCUAUGCCUUCUCAGACACCAUUUUCAUCUACACGAGCUGGUACUAUGGGUAUCAUUCCUAAACAAGAAAAUGAGAUUUUGAUGCAGCUUUUGACAGACGGCUUUAGUAGAAAGCAAGAGUUUGGGAGUGAUCCACAAGGUCAAGACGAGUGGCAGACUUCUGAAGGGUAUUCUGCACAUUUAUCUAAGUGGCCCGGGGAUCAGAAGUUGCAUUCAGACUCAGCAUAUGGUCUCUCAACUAGGUUUGACAUACAGGAAGCCAAUUGUGUGGAUUUACUGAAUUCUUUGGAGCCUGGACAUGCAUAUCCUGAUGGGCAGAAGGGUCAUCCUUUGCAAAAUGACUUUCAAAUACAGCUUUUAAAUGUAGAUCAUGGAUGCUAUCAGAAAUCAGAUUCAGAAAGAAAUAUGAUCACAGAGGGAAAAGCCAACUAUUCCUCUGCUUUAAAACAGCCUUUGCUAGAUAGCUCUCUAACGGAGGAAGGUCUGAAGAAGGUUGACAGCUUCAACCGAUGGAUGAGUAAAGAACUAGGAGACGUUAAUGAGUCACAUAUGCAGUCCAGGCUGUCCAGCUCUGCAGCCUACUGGGAUACUGUUGAGAGUGAAAAUGGAGUUGAUGAGUCUAGCAUUUCUCCUCAAGGACACUUGGACACCUAUAUGCUGGGUCCCUCCCUUUCCCAUGAUCAGCUUUUCAGCAUAAUUGAUUUCUCACCUAACUGGGCUUACGUGGGCUCAGAAGUCAAGGUCCUCAUUAUGGGAAAAUUCUUGAAGGGCCAACAGGAUGCAGAAAAAUGUAAAUGGUCAUGUAUGUUUGGUGAAGUAGAAGUUCCAGCUGAGGUCAUAUCAGAUGGUGUUCUUCGUUGCCAUACUCCCAUACACAAAGCUGAAAGGGUUCCUUUUUAUGUUACAUGCUCCAAUAGGUUAGCGUGUAGUGAAGUACGAGAAUUUGAAUACCGUGUCAACCCUAUUCGCGAUGUGGAUACUGCAGAUGUCUCUAGUGGCAGUACAAGUGAAAUUUUCCUUCAUAUGAGAUUUGUAAAACUAUUGUCUUUGGCCCCUUCCUCAAAUUCUGGGCUGAGCAAUGAGGGUGAUAGAUUCCCUUUGAACAGCAAAAUCAGUUCACUAAUGGAAGAAGACAAUGAUGAAUGGGAGCAGAUGUUAAUGCUUACUUCAGAGGAGUUCUCACCUGAAAAGGCUAAGGAGCAGCUGCUUCAGAAGUUGCUGAAGGAGAAGUUGCACGUGUGGCUCCUUCAGAAGGCAGCUGAAGGUGGAAAAGGUCCAAAUGUAUUAGAUGAGGAUGGCCAAGGGGUGCUUCAUUUUGCAGCUGCUCUUGGCUAUGAUUGGGCUAUACCACCCACAACUGCUGCAGGUGUUAGUGUCAAUUUCCGUGAUGUGAGUGGAUGGACUGCACUUCACUGGGCAGCAUUUUGUGGCAGAGAGCGGACUGUUCCUUUCCUCAUCUCUCAAGGUGCUGCUCCUGGAGCAUUGACAGAUCCAACUCUCAAAUAUCCUGCAGGCAGAACGCCUGCAGACUUAGCUUCUAGCAAUGGACACAAAGGAAUUGCUGGUUAUCUUGCAGAAUCUGCUUUAAGUGCACACCUUCAAUCUCUUAAUUUGAAAGAAACCAAGGAAGCUGAUGCUGCGGAAAUUUCUGGAAUAAAAGCUGUACAAACGAUUUCUGAACGGAGCCCAACUCCAAUCAGCACUGGGGAUCUCCCCCUGAAGGAUUCAUUAGCUGCCGUCUGUAAUGCUACUCAAGCUGCUGCUCGUAUUCAUCAAGUCUUCAGGGUUCAGUCAUUCCAAAAGAAGCAGCAAAAAGAGUAUGAUGAUGGAAAAUUUGGAAUGUCAGAUGAGCAUGCUCUCUCACUUAUUGCUGUUAAAAGCAGGCUAGGACAACAUGAUGAACCUGUGCAUGCUGCUGCAACACGGAUACAAAAUAAGUUCCGCAGUUGGAAGGGAAGAAAAGACUUUUUGAUAAUCAGGCAGCGGAUUGUUAAAAUUCAGGCCCAUGUAAGAGGCCACCAGGUCAGGAAAAACUAUAGAAAGAUAAUCUGGUCUGUAGGAAUUUUGGAGAAGGUAAUUUUGCGCUGGAGACGGAAAGGGAGCGGUUUGCGAGGUUUCAAACCAGAAACACACACUGAGGGCACAAGCAUGCGAGACAUAUCCUCGAAGGAGGAUGAUUAUGAUUUCCUAAAAGAGGGAAGAAAGCAAACAGAGGAAAGAUUGCAAAAGGCCCUUGCUAGGGUGAAGUCCAUGGUUCAGUAUCCAGAGGCUAGAGAUCAAUACCGUAGGCUGCUGAAUGUUGUCACUGAGAUCCAGGAAACCAAGCAGGUUGUGUACGACAGAGCUCUCAACAGUUCGGAAGAAGCGGCUGAUUUUGAUGACCUGAUUGAUCUCCAAGCAUUGUUGGAUGAUGACACCUUCAUGCCUACAGCAUCUUGAGUGAAGAUCUUUGUGGUUUUAUGGUGUGCUAUUAUUAUUCAUAGGCUGUGCCAAAAAACCAAAAUUCAGGUGUAAAUCUAAUAACCGAGUCCACCUAAUCAUCCCCUUUAUAAAGUGGGUUAGGGUUUUAGGGUUUAGGAGUUCUCCCAAACACAAAGUGGUUGUAAUAUCAUCUUAUGCUGCUACAUCUGAUUAUGUUUGUGCAUUUGUAAUUUGUAGGCGAGUCUGAUAUAAAUUAUUAUUUAGGAAUCUAACAUUGUACUGCAUCCAUUAGCUUUAAUAGAAAAAACAAGAAGGAAAAUUAAUAUUUGUUUUA
Vitis riparia (riverbank grape) is the source of this 3921-nucleotide messenger RNA. RefSeq names its product calmodulin-binding transcription activator 3. Gene Ontology annotation, cellular component: nucleus. Bases 270 to 3605 code for a protein of 1111 amino acids. Gene Ontology annotation, molecular function: transcription coregulator activity; double-stranded DNA binding; protein binding. The transcript is spliced from 13 exons. Gene Ontology annotation, biological process: regulation of transcription by RNA polymerase II. The record is from RefSeq and is a predicted model, not a curated record. NCBI's taxonomy places the organism in Eukaryota, Viridiplantae, Streptophyta, Magnoliopsida, Vitales, Vitaceae.